Monopterus albus (swamp eel) is the source of this 1831-nucleotide messenger RNA. It is a transcript of the gene uchl5, whose product is annotated as ubiquitin carboxyl-terminal hydrolase L5. Gene Ontology annotation, cellular component: Ino80 complex; cytoplasm. The transcript is spliced from 11 exons. Gene Ontology annotation, molecular function: cysteine-type deubiquitinase activity; proteasome binding. NCBI's taxonomy places the organism in Eukaryota, Metazoa, Chordata, Actinopteri, Synbranchiformes, Synbranchidae. Gene Ontology annotation, biological process: ubiquitin-dependent protein catabolic process; protein deubiquitination. The record is from RefSeq and is a predicted model, not a curated record. The coding region runs from base 132 to 1121 and encodes 329 amino acids.
ACUCCGAUACACUAGGUGGCAGUUGAUUCGCAAUCCGCCCGGAAAACGAAGUGAAGAAGAACCAACGUUUGUCGUAAGAUAUUAAUAGCUUGUGUAUGUACACAGUAGGGUGAAUAAACUACUUCAUAAAAAUGGCUGGAAGCGCAGGAGAAUGGUGUCUGAUGGAGAGUGACCCCGGGGUGUUCACAGAGCUGAUAAAAGGCUUUGGCUGCAAAGGAGCCCAGGUUGAAGAGAUAUGGAGUAUGGAGCCAGAAAACUUUGACAACUUGAAGCCAGUUCACGGGUUGAUUUUCCUGUUCAAGUGGCAGCCGGGUGAGGAACCAGCAGGAUCGAUUGUCCAAGAUUCAAGACUUGACCACAUCUUCUUUGCAAAACAAGUCAUUAACAACGCUUGUGCCACCCAAGCGAUAGUCAGCGUUCUGCUCAACUGCUCCCAUCUUGACAUUUUGCUUGGAGACACACUGACAGAGUUCAGAGAGUUUUCACAGAGUUUUGACGCUGCUAUGAAAGGUUUGGCUCUUAGCAACUCUGAAGUGAUCCGACAAGUUCACAACGGCUUUGCCAGACAGCAAAUGUUUGAAUUUGAUGCGAAGUCGUCAACAAAAGAUGAGGACGCCUUUCACUUUGUGAGCUAUGUUCCUGUAAACGGCAGACUAUAUGAGCUGGAUGGACUUCGAGAAGGACCAAUUGAUCUGGGUGCCUGCAGCCAGGAUGACUGGAUCAGUGCAGUUCGCCCAGUGAUUGAGAAAAGAAUACAGAAGUAUAGUGAAGGAGAGAUCCGAUUCAACCUAAUGGCCAUUGUGUCAGACAGGAAGAUGAUAUACGAGAGGAAAAUUGCAGAGCUCCAGACUCAGCUCACUGAGGAUGAACCGAUGGACACAGACCAGAGCAGCACGUUUCUUAGCUCCAUCCAGUCAGAGAUUGCCAAGUACCAGCUCCUUAUUGAGGAGGAAAAUCAGAAACUUAAAAGAUAUAAGAUUGAAAACAUUCGACGGAAGCACAACUACCUUCCUUUCAUCAUGGAGCUGCUGAAGACGCUGGCAGAAUACCAGCAGCUAAUACCUUUGGUGGAGAAGGCAAAAGAGAAACAGAGUGCCAAAAAAGCCCAGGAGACCAAGUGAACAAAGCACACACUUCAGAGAAGCCUUUGAUUGCACACACGCAACACAUCCAGAAAGCUGCAGCCACUCUUUCAUCAGUGAGCCACAUCCAGAUACUGUAUAUUGUCUGUCAUGUUCAUAUUAAUGACUGUGGAUGGUGUGCAGCACUUCCUCACUGUGGCAUCCUGUCAACCAUCCAGACAUUAGGAACGGCACUGCAGGUGAAGCAGAGAGACUGCCCCACAAAAAUACUCUGUUCAUGUGUCCAUCAGCUCAAAUGCAUGAUAGAAGGAAAAUGUGCUCAAAUGAUGUUCUCUUAUUUUCAUAAUAAAAUAUCUAGAUGUUGGUUCUAUGGACAGGUUUCUAAAACAUCCAAUUUUUUUCAACUUGUCAGUCAUUUAUGGACUUGCCUCUGGAUAUUUUCUGUGAAUGCUGUUGAUUAACUCAUUUGUCAGACUUAGUGGUAGAUCAUCGACACCACCUACUGGUGCAGCAGAGGAACUGUGAGGACUGCAUUCACACAUCAAACCAUCAGCUACAUUUCUUCAAGCAUCAUAAAUCGAUUGGUUGCACUUCAGCGUCUGUCAAAAUUAACAGCAGUUUUUUAAAAAACACAUUCAGGAAUUAAACAUUUAGAUCCGCAUUAAACCCCUUGACCUGAUAAGAGCAGAGCUCGCUGAAAAACUGCCAAGUCUUUAAAGGUCAUCAUUAAAAAACAAACAAACUGGUAA